AAUACAGUCUUCAUUACCUUUCUCCAUAUAAUUUACUUUCCUUUUUUUUACAAAAAAAUAAAAAAAACCAGCCUAAAAUUCACAAAACGACUGAGAUUUGGAUAAUCCCAAGAUGGUUUUGAAAUAAUUUUCACGUUUUGAUGGGACCCACGACAUAUACGGUGGCCCCAGGGCCUUCAAAAUAAUCAGUGCCAGAAUGGAAAGAGAGAAACAGUGUUUUGUUGUUAGCUUGUCUUCUGUACCGCUUUCCUCUCUCUCACCCAUCUUCGCUUCCUCCACAUCUCACCACAACAUCCCCCAAGGGUUUCAAGGGUUUUUCGCUCUCCUCUCUCAUAUUCCUUCAAUCUCUCCCCUUCCCUCAGAUUUGCUCGCUAAAUCUGGCCCCAAUGCGUUUGUAGACGAAUCUCCAUCAGGGCAUGGAUUUAUUAUAUUUCGAAGUGAAAAGACAUAUAGCAUGAUGUACGCAGUUUAGUUUUAUAUGGUAAAGAACAGUCUAAGUCACAACUUGUGACUUGAUAACUCAGAAGCUUUACCUAAAAGGCUUCUAAAGGAGCUGAUCAUUAUAAACUUGCUGGACUAUAGUCUUCCUCGUUUUGGUACUUCUGGGUUGGGUAGGGGUGACAAAGAUCAGAAUCUCUACCUGGAAAUGGGUUCAUUUAUGGGUACUUCUGAAAUUGUUGAAGCAACAGACGAGCUGACUACAGGUCAAUUUUCUCAUGGAAUAGGUAGACCAAAUUCUGGAUUUAGUAGGGGUGACAGAGAUCGGAAGCCUCCUGUUCUAAAACUGGGAUACAAGGAUUCUCUAGAAGAUGAUAUUAAUAAGCUCUUCGAGGCAAUCAAUCUCAAAGCUUCAUCCAAGGGUUCAGAUAAUUCGAAGCAAGCAGGCACUAGCCCUUUAAAUAAGAAUGCCUUGAAGAAGCCAAUUACAGUGGGUGUGUCUCGCUCACCAGGGAUUGGGACUUCAGAGCCAGCAACUCUGAAGCAGGCGUUAAGGGAACUCUCUAUUACCAAGGCAUCAGAAAUGGCUGCUAUGAAGCGGUUAUCAAAAUUGACAAGUCCUUCAAGGGCCUCUGAAGCUGGGAGGAUCAAGACAUUGUACAAUGCAGUUGUAGUUGAAGCCAGUACAUCUGGCCCGUCCACAAGUGAAAAUAAGGGAAAUAUGGUUGAGAUCUCUCUGGUGCCAGAAGAAAGCAUUUCAAAUACUUGUGAGAACAUGCCUGAGCAUCCUCAAAUGGCGAAGAUGAAGUCAUCAAGCCAGAGUGCAGAUUCUUCUCCUCGAUUUGCCAUCAGGAAAACAGAAAAUAAUUCCGGGAGCACAACAUUGCAAAAUGAAAGUACGUCCAUGCUAAGGACAGUUGGGGUGCAAACAAUACAGGCAGAACUGGGACAGAAAGAGAAAAUUGAAUCUUCAAGUGACCAUAUUUCAGAACUUGCUGAAAACGUUCCUGCGAAAACCAUGUUACCGACAAAAAUAAAGGCGCAGCUGGGGAAGAAAGAGAAAGUUAAAUCUACAAGAGGUAACACUUCAGUAGUUCAAAAUGUUCCUGCCAAACCCAAGUUAGCAAGUAAGGUAUCAGCUGCAAAACCAGGGCGGAAAGUCAAGUUGCAUGCAGUACCUUCUUCAUCUAUUUUGGUCAAUGGCAAUACGACAAGCAAACUAUCCAGAAAUACUCUCCGCUCCAUAAAACCAGCCAGCAGGAAUAGGAUUAUCAUAAAGAAGAAGAUAAGGCAGGAUUCAAGUUCUGUGGCCUGCAAUUCUAGUAAUUAUAAUGAAGUUGAUGCUGAUUUUGAUCCUAGCACAAGUCAGCUGGUCUGUGAGAGAUGCCAAUGUACAUUGAAAGGUGCUGGCAAACAAUCAAAUCAAGGUUCUUUGGUGCCCCAGUUUAACAGUCUUACUGCAGAAGUAAACUCAAGUAAUGUGCACACAGGUCCAAGUAAACCAGGCUUCAGCUUAGACAGCAGUAAGACUGGAAAUACAGGGGGAGCUGACAUCAUGAAAGCAAAAAAGAACCCAAAAUCAAAAGAAAAAGGGGAGUUCUCCCAAAGCUCAAAAAGUAGCCAAGAGUAUAGUAGUAGUACGAGUUUGAGUGAUGAGAGCAAUAUGAGUGGGUCUAGUUGUAGCAAUAAGCCUCACAUGUCAAAGGAUGUGAGGUGGGAGGCCAUCCGUCACGUUCGGUUGCAGCAUGGAGUCCUGGGCUUGAGACACUUCAAUCUUUUGAAGAAGCUUGGUUGUGGAGACAUAGGAACUGUAUAUCUUGCUGAACUAAUUAGUACGAACUGCCUUUUUGCCAUAAAGGUAAUGGACAAUGAGUUCUUGGCUAGAAGGAAGAAGAUGCCAAGGGCUCAGACUGAAAGAGAAAUACUGAGGAUGCUUGAUCAUCCUUUUCUCCCUACACUGUAUACCCAAUUCACAUCAGAUAAUCUGUCAUGUUUAGUUAUGGAGUAUUGUCCAGGUGGAGAUCUUCAUGUCCUUCGGCAGAAGCAGUCAGGAAGGUGUUUUUCUGAAGCAGCGACAAGGUUCUAUGUUGCUGAAGUUCUCCUUGCUUUGGAGUACUUGCACAUGCUUGGGGUAGUUUAUCGGGAUUUGAAACCAGAAAACAUUCUUGUGCGGGAAGAUGGUCACAUUAUGCUCACAGAUUUUGACCUGUCUCUAAGGUGCACUGUCAGUCCAACUCUUUUGAAAUCACCUUCAUGCGAUGCUGAUCGUGUAAAACUGUCCGGUCCAUGCACACAAUCUAGCUGCGCUGAGCCCUUCUGCAUGGAACCCUCCUGUGACGUCCCAUGCUUCAGCCCUAGGUUUUUACCUGCUGCUGCAAAAACAAAGAAGUCCAAAAAUGACUCUGCAGCCCAAGUCAGAUCAUUGCCACAGCUUGUGGCAGAGCCUACUGAUGCACGGUCCAAUUCCUUUGUAGGGACCCAUGAGUACUUGGCUCCUGAGAUCAUCAAAGGAGAGGGUCAUGGAGCUGCAGUCGAUUGGUGGACGUUUGGAAUCUUUCUUUACGAGCUUCUAUACGGCAGAACACCGUUUAAAGGCAUCAACAAUGAGGAAACAUUAGCCAAUGUGGUGUUGCAGAGCCUAAGGUUCCCAGAAGGUCCAAUUGUUAGUUUCCAGGCUAGGGAUCUCAUCAGAGGGCUGUUGGUAAAGGAGCCAGAGAAUCGGUUGGGAUCAGAGAAAGGGGCUGGUGAGAUUAAGCAACAUCCUUUCUUUGAGGGCCUGAAUUGGGCCCUAAUACGCUGUGCCAUCCCACCGGAACUGCCCGAGUUUUGUGAUUUUGAAGUUCCAGACAUGCCUGCUGCUCAGGAGAAUACCAAGUAUUUGGAGUUUAAAGCUACAGGAGACCACCUAGAGUUUGAGUUAUUUUAGAGGAAAAAUCACUUUUUUUUUAGGAGAAGCUGUCUGCUUGUGUAUUAUAUUACUUCUUGAAAGACCUCCUCCUUUCCAGCUAGCUUUCUGUAUAUUAGUAGCAGUACAUACUCUCUUAAAUUUUCAGUAAUGGCUGCGCAUAUAUCGUAUCAGAUUCAAAACUUUUGUACAACAGCCUCGCAUAUUAUGAGUUAUUAGUCUGUUCGGGAA
Molecule: messenger RNA, 3574 nt
Organism: Prunus persica (peach)
Lineage: Eukaryota; Viridiplantae; Streptophyta; Magnoliopsida; Rosales; Rosaceae
Product: serine/threonine-protein kinase D6PKL1
Exons: 3
Coding region: 647-3364 (905 amino acids)
Biological process (GO): protein phosphorylation
Cellular component (GO): nucleus; cytoplasm; plasma membrane
Molecular function (GO): ATP binding; protein serine/threonine kinase activity
Source: RefSeq, a predicted model, not a curated record